AUGGCGGCCCCGUUGAGACGACGUGCUCUUGUCAGCUUACAGCGAUUCGUGCACAAUCAUCGAUGUUUUUCUUCUUCGGUUGUAAAUCACAAAGGCCUGGUGGUUGGUACAUUUAAAGCUGCAGGGAAGGAUAGUCUGCCAGAGUUGACUCCUGCAGCACAGCACUAUGAUAGGGUAUCUGAGGGAAGGCUCACAAGAGAUCUCAAGGUUGCAAGCCGUGAUCUGAAGAAAGGUAAAAGUCGAAUCUUGUACAACAGUGGGUGUGAGUAUGAGCGAAUUGCUGUGGUGUGUCUUGGACCCCGGGGGGUUGGGUAUAACCCACAGGAGGAGUUGGAAGAAGGCAGGGAAAACAUACGAUCAGCUGUCUCUGUUGGUGCACGUCAACUUCGUGAUGUGGGAGAGAUUGAUAUUGUCCUUGAUCCCUGUGGUGACCCAGAAGCUGCUGCUGAAGGCUGCAUGUUGUCACUGUUUGCUUAUGAUGAGUUGAAGGAAAAGAAAAAGCAGAAGCCACAUGUGAAAACAGGGUGUUAUACAGACCACUGCCCUGGAGAAAGCCAGAAGAUAGAAGAGAGAUGGCAGAGAGGAAGGGUACAAGCAGAGUCGCAGAAUCUGGGCCGCAUGUUGAUGGAGAUGCCGGCAAACAAGCUAACCCCGCUGAUUUUCUCGCAGAUUGUCACGGAACGCCUCUCAUCUCAUGGAGUAACAGUCAAAGUCAGAGACCAGGAAUGGAUGGAGUCCGAGAAAAUGGGAGCAUUUCUGUCUGUGACACGAGGUUCUGAUGAACCACCCAUGUUUGUGGAGCUGGAAUACAUUGGUGGAGAGGCAGACAGCCCAUUACUAGCCCUGGUGGGGAAGGGAGUCACUUUUGACAGUGGUGGAAUCUCUCUGAAGCCUGGAGCCAACAUGGAUGCCAUGAGGGGUGACAUGGGCGGAGCAGCCUGCGUGGUGGGGGCUAUGUCAGCUAUUGCUAGGCUUAACUUACCGGUCAAUAUAAGAGGGUUUAUCCCACUAUGUGAAAACAUGCCCAGUGGUAAGGCAACAAGACCCGGGGAUGUGGUGACCGCCAGGAAUGGUAAAACAAUACAGGUAGACAAUACAGAUGCAGAGGGACGACUUCUUCUAGCAGAUGCUCUCAGUUAUGCUGAAACUUUCAACCCAUUUCUAAUUCUAGAUAUGGCCACUUUAACAGGUGCUAUAGAUGUGGCUCUUGGGUCAGCUGUCACUGGCGUAUAUACCAACUCCUCUAGCAUGUGGUCACACCUUCACCAGGCUGGCCAACUGACUGGCGACCGUAUGUGGAGGAUGCCAUUGUUUAACCAUUAUACCAAACAGGUCACAGAGUCUCAGCUGGCUGAUGUCAACAACAUAGGAAAGGGAGGCAGGUCAGGAGGCUCCUGUACGGCGGCUGCUUUUCUCAAGGAAUUUGUGACCAAUGAAAACUGGCUUCACCUGGACAUUGCUGGUGUGAUGAUGAACAAAGAUGAAGUUCCCUACCUGGGCAAGGGCAUGACAGGUCGGCCUAUCAGGACAAUUGUAGAGUUUGCUCGGAGGGUGAAGAAAUCACCCAGCUGAGAGGGACUUCUGUAGUAUCCAGAAGGGAAGGCCUGGAACAUGAAAUGUCAUUGCUAGUUACGGAACCAAUUUAACUAAGAAAAACGAUAUUGUUUAUUCAUCAUAGUGCUUGGUAGAGAUGCAUCGAGGUGCAGAUAAAAUCAAAUAGAUCCAAAUUGUUUAAGUUGUCUAAUUUGCCCAGAAUUUCCUGUUGGUGAUUUCUUAUGACAGUGGGUGUAUCCAGACAGAAAGUACAGAAAUACAGUGUGAUAGGAAGGAAAACAUGUGAAUAUCUUUUCUCACAGUGACAGUGUUGUACAGAAUUCGUACAUGGGUACAAGUAGCAGGUACUGCAGGAUAAUUUAUAUUUUUCGCAAAUAGUAUUUAUAUAGCUUAUGUUGGCUGAUAGCAGAAGUAGCAAAGCACUAAACUGUUUAGUCAGAUAAACUGCCGUUGUAGAUGUGUACAUUCUCUUGAAGAAAUUUCCGUGAUUCCAAGCCUCUCGGAUGAGGAACAAUUGUGAGCAGGCAAAGCUUGAUGAGGAACACUUGGCCCAAGUAUCACAUUUGUUGUCAAACUUUAUAUGACCUCAGUCAGUGCUGGCGUAACAAAUGUGUACUUACUUUGUGUUUUGAUCAAUUUCAGUAACAGAGACAGGAUGGAGAUUAUUCAAUGGCUUAACUAUACUCUGGUCUGAAACAUGUAAGAUAAAAAUCAUUUGUUGACAAGAUGGAAAA
Molecule: messenger RNA, 2288 nt
Organism: Liolophura sinensis
Lineage: Eukaryota; Metazoa; Mollusca; Polyplacophora; Chitonida; Chitonidae
Product: cytosol aminopeptidase-like
Exons: 14
Coding region: 1-1572 (523 amino acids)
Biological process (GO): proteolysis
Cellular component (GO): cytoplasm
Molecular function (GO): manganese ion binding; metalloaminopeptidase activity
Source: RefSeq, a predicted model, not a curated record